Postia placenta MAD-698-R-SB12 is the source of this 2722-nucleotide messenger RNA. RefSeq lists its product as hypothetical. The transcript has 15 exons. Gene Ontology annotation, biological process: exocytosis; Golgi to plasma membrane transport. Bases 1 to 2625 code for a protein of 874 amino acids. Gene Ontology annotation, cellular component: cytoplasm; exocyst. NCBI's taxonomy places the organism in Eukaryota, Fungi, Basidiomycota, Agaricomycetes, Polyporales, Adustoporiaceae. The record is from RefSeq and is a predicted model, not a curated record.
AUGGCUCUUGCACACUCGCUAGAUCCUCGUGUCCAAGAGCAUCUACAGCUAGAGGCCUUCGAGGGCAAGUUCGACGUGAAGGACUUUGUAGGCACUAUUUCAGAGAAGCUCAUUGCGCAAUCCAAGGCCGACCCGGGGCCAUUCGAUCCGAAACCAUUCAUCCGUACAUUCGAAGCUGCAGUCGACAAGCUGAUCGCAGUGCGCAAGGAUGUACAGGAGAAAUCAGAGAAGAUGGAGAAGAUUGUCCGGACCACUGAGCGGGAAUACACCAAGAAGAUGGCCGAGCUCAAUAGGGGAUUCGAAUCAGUUGGACAAUCUUUCUCCGGUAUGGAGACGAAGAUGACGGAAGUCGGACGCACGGCGAUUCGAAUUGGUGAACAAUUGGAAUCGGUCCAUCAACAACGUCAGCGAGCACAGGCAGCAUAUGACCUCAUUGACUUCUAUAAUCAAUUCGCACGAGACGAUACCACCCGUCUUGAAGCACUCAAGAAAGAAGGCAAAGAGGGCAGGCGCAAGGUCGCAAUCCUCCUGAGGCGACUAAAUAUCGUCGCAAAGGAGGUCGACCUACCACACGCCGACAAGACGAGAGAGAACAUCGACAGAUAUUGUGAGAAGUUCGAGAAGGACAUGCUCCAUCUAUUCGACAGAGCGUAUCGCAAAGGCGACCCAAAGUCGAUGCAUCAUUGUGCACAAACGCUGCUUGACUUUAACGGAGGUGCUUCAUGCGUCCAGGUCUAUGUAAAUCAACAUGACUUCUUCAUCAACCGUGUUCGAGAGACUGGCCAGAUGGAAGAACAAUUAUGGUACACCCUUCCCAACCCCGACGUCCCUCCACCAAAUACCGAGUCUGGUCUGCACGAACUCUUCCAAGAGAUCCGCGCGACUGUUGGACAGGAAGCGCAAAUUGUGCAGGCAGUCUUUCCCAAUCCGCCCUUUGUUAUGCAAGUCUUCCUACAGCGCAUUUUCGCUCAGCCUAUCCAGCAAUACAUGGAGCAGCUCGUGAACCGAGCUGCCACACAAUCCGAUCUCGCCUUCCUGCGUAUGCUCCAGCUAGUCCAUCAGCAAACAUCGUUACUUGUAGAGGAUCUGAAGGCAUACGAGGUGUCAUCCGUAAUCCCGCGGUCGCCGUCCGACAUGAGCGACUUCAACUUGACCUUGAACUCAGCAUCAACAUCAGCUGUCUCGACUACGGCGGCCACAGUGAGCACUAUGCUCGAGACCGCUAUGGAGGAGCUUUUCGUGCCAUAUACAGAGGGCCAAAGGUACCUCGACCGGGAGAGCAAGAGCCUCAGCGAGCUGUAUGCACGCUACCUGUCCCUCUAUACACGCUUCCAUGAACGCAUCAAUAAAGGGGGGAAAUCGUCAAUGUUUGAUCGUGUGGUCAACCAGCUGAGCGCCACUGCGGCGACGACGUCCCAGUCAGGCACAUCCACGACUUCUGCGCAAGCGGCAGCGGCGCUUAUGCGGUUUGGUGGUUUCGGAUCGGGCGGGGACCGCAAUCAAAACAAGGUCGAGGAAGAACCUCUGCGCGAGGAAGACGGUCAGGUCAGCGUGCAGGUCGCCGAGAAGAUGCUGAAGUGGCAUGCGGAGGCUAUCGGUCGAUGUGUGGAGAUGAGUCCCGCUACCGAUGUUCCCAAGCACUCCUUUGCUUUGCUCAGGGUUCUCGCUGCUGCAAUCGGGAGCGCGUAUGUGGAGACUGCGUUGGAGACUGCUAAUGCGCGUCUGGAAGCUGCGGACACCAGGUCCGAACCAUCCCUGCAAGCACUCACAAUACUACACGAAGUCGACCUCAUCUGUCAUCUAUGGCAACAUUAUGUGAACAUGGCGCUCCUGCCCUUAGCUAGCAGCUCUGUAACCGUGCGUCGAGAAAUGGUCGUGUUCAACAACCAGUCUGUUAGCCGUAUCGAGGGUGCUGCCAACCACUUCAUGCAGCGGAUGGCAGAUGUGAUUCUCAAUUGGCUCUCUACGCAACUAGCGAAGCAGAAAAAGAACGAUUUCAAGCCGCGUAAUGACGAUCUCUCGUUCGCCCGGGUAAACACAGAGCCGUGCAUGGCCUGUUGCGAGAUGCUCGAAAAAGUCCGGGAUGCCGCGAAGGCCAAUCUGAGCGGGAAGAACCUGGAGGUUUUCCUGUCCGAGAUUGGCGUCGCUUUCCACAGCCUUCUUCUUGACCACCUUAAGAAAUUCCCCGUCAGUGCGACUGGAGGUCUGAUGCUCGCAAAAGACAUCAAGUCCUACCAAGAUACGAUCGGCACGUUCUCGAUACCCUCCCUCCAUGAACGAUUUGAGUUCAUCCGCCAACUCGGCAACGUAUUCCUCGUCAGGCCUGACAUUCUGCGGUCGUACAUUACCGAGGGGUACCUGGGACGCAUCGAGUCCUCGCUUCUCAGGCCAUAUCUAGCGCAAAGGAGCGACUGGGGCCAGGCGGAGAAGGGCUUCAACGACAGCUCGGAGGACGGCAUGACGGAGGGUAAAGGCCUGAAGGACCGCCUCGGUAUGGGCCGCUUGAGUAUGAUCAUGAAGGACCUCGAACCGCUGCGGGAUAUGAGCCUUCGGGACAUGAGCCUUCCUGCUCUGCCCAGCUCCUUGGCGAACAACUUUUCCAUGAGUGCGCGCUUCGGCGGCUGAUUUGGAGCGUUUAUCCCAUGCCAUGCCUCACCUGCUAUCUUAUUUUGCGGAUGUUGUACACUAUGAGACUGACUUUAUGCACUUGGUUUUUAUUUAA